AUGUCUGUAAUAGAUUCUUUGGACUGCUGGAACUGCCCAGAAGAUCAUUGGCCUAAUGAAAAACAUGAUGUCUGUAUCCCCAAAGUGAUCGAGUUCCUAACGUAUGAGGAACCCUUGGGUACAACUCUUGCUGUAAUUUCUCUGUUUAUGACUCUGCUGAAUGCUUCAGUGCUGGGAAUUUACAUUAAGCACAGAGACACACCAAUAGUGAAGGCCAACAACAGAGAACUCAGCUACCUUCUUCUUUUGGGACUCAUGCUGUGUUUUCUAUGCUCAUUAAUAUUUAUUGGUAAUCCAACUGCAUUAACAUGUCUGUUUCGUCAAACCAUAUUUGGCAUAAUUUUUUCCAUUAGUAUCUCUUUAGUUUUGGCAAAAACAGUAAUUGUGGCAAUUGCUUUCAAAGCAGCAAGACCUGAUAGUAAACUGCAAAGCCUGCUGGGACCAACAUUACCCAAGUUGGUAGUCUGUUUCAGUUCCACUGGCCAGUUUAUUAUAUGUGUCAUUUGGUCGUUAUACAGUCCCCCUUUCGUAGAGUACAAUACAAAAUAUGCAAAUGGGAAAAUAAUAGUUCAGUGCAAUGAGAACAACGUAGCAUUCUUCUGCUGCAUGCUGGGAUAUCUAGGGGGUUUAGCUAUUGUCUGUUUUGUGGUUGCAUUCAUGGUAAGAAAUUUACCUGACACAUUUAAUGAAGCUAAAUUCAUUACCUUUAGCAUGCUAGUAUUUGUCAGUGUGUGGCUGUCCUUUAUACCUGCAUACCUGAGCACACAGGGCAAAUACAUGGUUGCAGUGGAGGUAUUUGCUAUCUUAGCCUCAGGUGCUGGAUUACUCAGCUGUAUAUUUUUACCCAAAUGCUGGAUCAUUUUACUUCAGCCUCAUAAAAAUACAAGGAAACAUUUAAUGAACACUGUUCAGUAG
This is a messenger RNA of Protopterus annectens (West African lungfish), 915 nucleotides long. RefSeq names its product vomeronasal type-2 receptor 26-like. Gene Ontology annotation, molecular function: G protein-coupled receptor activity. Gene Ontology annotation, cellular component: membrane. The transcript has a single exon. Gene Ontology annotation, biological process: G protein-coupled receptor signaling pathway. Lineage: Eukaryota; Metazoa; Chordata; Ceratodontiformes; Protopteridae. Bases 1 to 915 code for a protein of 304 amino acids. The record is from RefSeq and is a predicted model, not a curated record.